GACGCAUCUUCCUGGCCUGCCCCCUCUCUCCCUCUCUCCCUCAGCCUCUGUCCUCCUCUGUCUGCGGCUAGCCUACCUGCGAGGAAGUGCCACAGCCCGGGCGAAGCAGCGGAGUGUCGGCGGGCCUCUGGCGCUGAUAUGCGGCGGUAAAAGGCCGCUGUUGUGCGGUGUUUAUAGGGGAUGUAGACAGGCACACAGGCACCACUCGCCCCGACGGACCGCGCUGUGUCUGCUCUGCCCAGCCCGCUGCAUCGCUGAGCGGCCUGCGAAGCUCUCAACAUGUCCACCAGAACGCCAUUGCCCACGGUGAACGAGCGGGACACCGAGAACCAUUCAUCGGUGGACGGCUUUGCGGAACCCCCAGCCCCGCCCACCAAGUCGGCGAGCCGCCACAGCCUGCCGCGAUGCCGCAAUUCCUUUACCUCCACCGAGGAGCACCCUCACAUCGGCAACUACCGCCUGCUCAAGACCAUCGGCAAAGGAAACUUCGCCAAAGUCAAGCUGGCCAGGCACGUCCUAACCGGGCGAGAGGUGGCUGUGAAGAUCAUAGACAAAACCCAGCUAAACCCCACUAGUCUACAGAAGCUCUUCAGGGAAGUCAGAAUAAUGAAGAUACUGAAUCAUCCAAAUAUAGUGAAAUUGUUUGAAGUGAUAGAGACGGAGAAGACACUUUAUCUGGUAAUGGAGUACGCCAGUGGUGGUGAAGUAUUCGACUACCUGGUGGCUCAUGGCAGAAUGAAGGAGAAGGAGGCCCGGGCCAAGUUCAGACAAAUCGUGUCCGCAGUGCAGUAUUGCCACCAGCGGAGGAUAGUUCACCGCGACCUGAAGGCAGAGAAUCUACUGUUAGACGCAGACAUGAACAUCAAGAUAGCAGAUUUCGGGUUCAGUAAUGAGUUCACGGUGGGCAGUAAACUGGACACGUUCUGUGGCUCUCCUCCCUAUGCUGCUCCGGAGCUGUUCCAGGGCAAGAAGUACGAUGGGCCCGAGGUGGACGUGUGGAGUCUGGGGGUCAUUCUCUACACGCUGGUCAGCGGCUCACUACCCUUCGACGGACAGAAUCUCAAGGAGCUGAGGGAGAGGGUCCUGAGGGGUAAAUAUCGCAUCCCCUUCUACAUGUCUACAGACUGUGAAAACCUUCUCAAGAAGCUGCUAGUGCUUAACCCGGUCAAACGAGGCAGCCUAGAGCAAAUCAUGAAAGACCACUGGAUGAAUGUGGGUCACGAGGAGGAGGAGCUUAAGCCUUACAUCGAGCCGGAGGCAGACUUCAGCGAUACGUCUAGGAUAGAGCUGAUGGUGACGAUGGGCUUCCCUAAAGAUGAGAUCACAGACUCGCUCCAAAACCAGAAGUACGAUGAUGUCAUGGCCACGUACCUGCUGCUGGGAAGGAAAGCUCCGGAGUUUGAGGGCAGCGAACCCCUGACCAACAGCGUCCUGGGCCAGAGACAACGACCGACCAGCGACAUCAACAACAGCUCCAGCAUCUCGCCCGCCCACCCCAAAGUCACUCGCAGCAUCUCGGCCAAUCAGAAGCAGCGGCGCUACAGUGAUCAUGGUGGGGAUGAGGAGGGAGGAGGAGGAGGAGGAGGGGGUGGUGUCGUAGAGAAGCCAAUGGGUCCAUCGGUGCCCCCUGCUGUCUCGUACACUAAACGCGGCCAGGCUCUGAGCGUGGAGAGCGACCACAGGGAGGAGUGGGACGGAGCGCGCAGACUGGAACUCAGCACGUCCAAAGGAGAUGUGCCCGCCUCGCCACUAGGAGUGCAAGAGAGGAAGAAGACCACAAGUGCUGUAGGGACCAACGGAUCCAUGACUCGUAGAAAUACUUAUGUUUGUGAGCGCUCUUCAGACCGAUACUCAGCUAUUCCCAACGGCAAAGACAGCAGUUUGACUGAAGUAUCGGGCAGCACCCCUUCUACAGCCAUGAGCUCCACGCGGCCCCGCCACACCAAGUCUAUGUCCUCAUCAGGGCACCCCUCCAAGAGCACACUGCCCCCUAUUGACGACAACUCAGAGCUCAAAGCCAGCUCGUCCCCUCGCGGUCCCUCCACGUCCCCCUCGGCCCACAGCAUCAGUACCCCAGAGAAGAACCGCUUUCCUCGGGGCACCACCAGCCGCAGCACCUUCCACGGGGCCCAGCUCCGGGACAGACACAGUGCCACCUACAACGGCCCACCCGCCUCCCCUACCCUGUCCCACGACACAGGCGCUCUGGCCCAGCAGCGCAGGGGUACCUCCACAGGCAUCAUCAGCAAGAUCACCUCCAAGUUUGUACGCAGGGUCCCUAGUGAGGGAGAGGCCAGUGCCAGGACAGAAACCCCAAGGAGCGCGUCGGGCGACACCAAAGAGGAGGGCGGCGGGCGUGACUCCAAACCCCGCUCGCUGCGUUUCACCUGGAGCAUGAAGACCACCUCGUCCAUGGAGCCCGCCGACAUGAUGAGGGAGAUCCGCAAGGUCCUGGACGCCAACAGCUGCGACUACGAGCAACGCGAACGCUUCCUGCUCUUCUGUGUCCACGGUGACGCUCGCCAAGACAACCUGGUGCAGUGGGAGAUGGAGGUGUGCAAGCUGCCCCGCCUCUCGCUCAACGGCGUAAGAUUCAAGAGGAUAUCGGGCACAUCCAUCGCCUUCAAGAACAUCGCCUGUAAGAUCGCCAACGAGCUCAAGCUGUGACGGGCUGAGGUGGCGGGCGCAGGGUGGCAGGUGAUGGCAGAUGUCGGCAGGCGUGCGGGGGGCUAGCUCUAUGUCACUGGAUUUAGCGUAAGGAGAAAGAAGCAGUACUCGCCAGGCGCUUUGUGAGGUGAGAGUCUGCUGGUGGUUCUGGAUCGGAGUGUUAUUAAACUGACAAGUCAUGUGGCAGAAAGUUAAGGGCAAAAAAAGUUGUCACUCACGCCUUACAUACAAUGACCACUAGGAGGUGAGGGUGGGGAAAAGUGUCUGUAUUUGAGCAAAGAACUGCAAUAAAAAAAGAACAUUAGUGAAUCGUGAUAUGAAGAUUUCACCCAAAAACAUAGUGUCACAGAAAUUGAUUUUUUAUUGCCAGAUCACCCAGACUGACUCAGAUAUGGACUCUCAUUUUUGGGGGAGUCCUGGCCCCAUAGCCUGUUGCAUGUACAUGGUUUUAGCGCUAGAUGAAACUGGAGCGCUUGGAGGAAACCUACACAGACAUAAGCAGAACAUGCAAAUGCCAUACAGAAAGCCCACGUCAUCCUAGACCGUUUUGCUGAUAGACAGAAACACUUUUGGUCAUUUUUAAGCCUUGAGAGUAAUGUGUGGCCAUUUGAGCUACUGAUGCCUUUCUAUAAUAAUACAAGCUAGCUCAGUGUUUCUCAAAAUGUGGUACAGACAUGGAUUUCUUUGUUGAGUUUACAGUCCACAUUUUUGUACUUUGGGUUAGUCCUUGUUUAGAACUAGUAUAGCAACUGGGUAGUCCUAAUUUAGACCUGGUUUAGUUCUAGUUUUGACCUGGAAUAGACCUGGAAUAGAUCUGGUGGUACUCGGAAGGCCAAAUAUUUUCUUAGGUGUAAAAUGUGUGACAAUCCCUGGGCUAGCUAAUCACUAGAUAGCAAAAGCAGAUAUUGUUUUGGUCUCGGUAAACCCAAGAAAUGCUAAGAAAGAGGUAUGUUGAAUCCAUCCAAGCUGACCUUCUUAAACACUGCCACCUGAUUUGACCACACAACACUCACAUUCAGAAGCACCGCCGCAGACGUGCCUAAUAAAGCAUCCGGCGGGGUUGUCUCAGCACUGAAGCUCCUCCACGCACACGCAGACUUCAGGAGGACCUGGGCCGCUCGUGCAAUACCGGCCACGAAUGUACUGUACAGGGGACGGUGGCUCUGUGUGAGAAGGCCCAACCCCCCACCCCCCCAUCCCUCCCUGUCCUCCUCCAUUGCCGACCCCACAACAACCGCCCGGUCUUCCCCGCUCCUCGACCACCCCUCCUCGUCCUCCUCAUCUACAAAACCACGGCCCAUCCCGCAAUAAGGAUUUCAGUCGGACAUUUUGCUUUUUUUUCGAAAAGCGCUCUCUCUAUUUCUCUCCUCUCGCUGAGUAACCAUUAAAAGUACUAAAUUAGCCGCUUUUUCACAGUCUGUGGUAAGUAUAUAGAUCAGGCUGGAGCCCCCAUACUAAAACUAUGUAAAAAGGAAGUGUACUGUAUGCAUUAACAUCUGCAGGUACUGUAUUGUAUAUUGGUUUGCGUUAUGUACAGAAAUUAUUGUCAAUAUUUGUUAUGUUUUUUUUCCUAAUAUUGUUGUCUCUUAUCCUCUUUGGUCUGUGAGGUUUUUUUUUUUUUUAAGAGCCACCACAUGGAAAUAGUGUUUUCAAUUUUAUUUAAAGAGCACUAAAUUAUUUUGUGAAACAUGAAGCCUUUUUGUUGACUUUGUUUGCCUAUAGAAAAACACUACAUUGCACCGUAUAGACUGGUUAUGGGUUGAGUGGUCACUUUAUGUUCUUCUCAGCAGUGGGCGGGGCAUCCGAGGGCCCGCUGGAAUUGCACAAGUUCUCCAGGUGAAGCACGGACGUGAGGAGGCGACUAUGUUUUCUGUUAAAUGAAGUCCUCGAAUACUCAAAUAAACAGGGCCAAUUCAGUUUAUGCUUUAUAAAGACAGCCUGAUCGACCAUCUGCAUUUAAAGUGCAUAUGACGGGUUUGCAUGUUUUUGUAUUUAUGACUUCUUUUGGUGGGAGACUACCUGUGGUCAAUAUUUAUCAUAGUUUUACCUCAGUUAAAUGGCACUCUUGACAUGCCAGAGAAUAAUUAAGCUGCUCAGAAUGCCUUAAAUAAAUGAGGAAUAACUGGACCACUGCGAAACGUUUAAAAUAAACUAGUUUUGUUUUUCACGCUUUGGAGACAGUAAAAAUCUGGUAGGCUACAGUUUCUUUAAAAUUCUAUCCAAAAUGCAGGGAGAGGUUAUGAACAAGGAAGGCAUUUUUCUGGCAAUUUAAAGUCCUUUUUUUAAUUAGUUUACUCAUGAGCAUUGUGUAACUUCAUUUCUGGCUGGUGUUUACAGUAUGGUUGCUAGGUAAGAGCCGUAACUGUUACCUAGCAACUAAUCUCACAUCUUCUGCCCGUGUCCAUCCAGGAAGUAAAAUGAUAAACAAAAAUCUUAAACAUAAUACUGUUAACUAUGAGUGAGUAGUCUAACCUGUCAUAUGCACUUAAAGUAAAAAGUAAGUAAGAAGUAAGGUUUGAUUUCUAAGGGAUGGAACUACGGCUGGGCUAUUAAUACAGUUUUAGAUUGUGAUUACUGACAUGUUUUAAAUUGAGUUGGUUCUUGAAAAUGCACCAUGACAGAGAAUCAAGAGCCUGGGACAGUGUCCGGCAUUUGUUUCCCAUGAUUCUUAGUAACAUUGAGCCUGUUAUGUCACCUUCUUCGUCCAAUCAGUAGCUUCUAUAUUAGUUAUUGGCCAAGAAAAUAUGUAAAAUUAAUAGAUGAUAUACAAUCUCAACAUUUUUUUCUUUUUUUAGCAGCUUUUAUCACCCAAUGCAUGAUGUAAAGAGCCUUUAUUUUGACAAGAGUAAAUAAAAAUCAGGUACAGGUUGUUAAAGUUCUCAGAGGCGUGCUCGGUUGUGUUGGCAGGAGUCUUUGUAAACAGACUGGUUUGGCCCUGGUCCAUGCAGUGUGACUGUGCAGGUACUGGUGUAUCCUCACUCGUGUUCAUUCUAUAAUUUCAGACGGUUUUCUUGUAUUUAUUCCAUGACAUUGUAACGUGCUGCUUUGUAGAACUGAGGCGUGCACUUUGUCCGAGAAAAUAAAAGGAUUUUAUUUGUUUGUA
Molecule: messenger RNA, 5770 nt
Organism: Periophthalmus magnuspinnatus
Lineage: Eukaryota; Metazoa; Chordata; Actinopteri; Gobiiformes; Gobiidae
Gene: mark1
Product: MAP/microtubule affinity-regulating kinase 1
Exons: 18
Coding region: 280-2667 (795 amino acids)
Biological process (GO): microtubule cytoskeleton organization; protein phosphorylation; intracellular signal transduction
Cellular component (GO): cytoplasm
Molecular function (GO): ATP binding; protein serine/threonine kinase activity; tau-protein kinase activity
Source: RefSeq, a predicted model, not a curated record